Molecule: messenger RNA, 834 nt
Organism: Kockovaella imperatae
Lineage: Eukaryota; Fungi; Basidiomycota; Tremellomycetes; Tremellales; Cuniculitremaceae
Exons: 4
Coding region: 1-834 (277 amino acids)
Biological process (GO): RNA splicing
Cellular component (GO): precatalytic spliceosome
Source: RefSeq, a predicted model, not a curated record
AUGUCAGGCCGACGACCAUCCUCACCUCAAGAUGCAGAUAGGCAUCAUGACAGAGAUGAGAGGAAACACGAGCCGAGACGCUCAAGAAGUCGUAGUAUGAGUCCGAGACGGGAUAGAGGUGGACGUGAUAGGGAAAGGUACAACGAUAGAGACCGGCGAGAUCGAGAUUACCCCUCUCCUGUCCGUGAUAGAGACAGAGGAGACCGAGACUACAGGCGCCACGGAAGGGAGCACGAUGAUAGGGAUCGAGGAGUACAGGAUGACUACCCGUCUAGAGGUCCGAGGUCCGGAGGAGGAGAAGGGUACAGGGAUGGUGGCAAUGGCUAUGGUAAUGGGAAUGGAUCUGGACGAGCUGGACCCAACGGAGAUUACUAUGGACGAGGUGGAUCCCGCGGAGGGUAUGGUGGUGGUGGUGGGCGAGGAGGGGGCAAUUUUGGCUACCGCGGCAGAGCGACUGCGGACGAAUACAUGGAGAGGGAUCGACCUUUAGAUAGACGAGCGAUUGAAGAGGGCAGACGAAGACGUGAAGAGGAGAGAGCGAGAGGGACGACACAGCGGGAAGAAGGUAACGAAGAAGAAACUCAAGGUGGCCCAUCGCAUGCAUCAUCCCAUACCAAUCGGAAGAGACUCGACGGAGAAGAAGGCGAAGAAGAGGAAGAGGAAGAUGAUGGAGGCUUCGCCGCCAUGAUGGGUUUCGGAGGCUUUGGCUCGACCAAGGGCAAAGAAGUCGCUGCGAAUGCUGAUGGAGCCGUCAAGGUCAAUAAGCAGAGGACUUGGCGACAGUACAUGAAUCGUAGAGGAGGGUUCAACAGACCACUGGACAAGAUGAAGUAG